This is a messenger RNA of Spea bombifrons (plains spadefoot toad), 1122 nucleotides long. Its product is annotated as serpin B6-like. Bases 1 to 1122 code for a protein of 373 amino acids. Gene Ontology annotation, biological process: negative regulation of endopeptidase activity. The transcript is spliced from 6 exons. The record is from RefSeq and is a predicted model, not a curated record. Gene Ontology annotation, molecular function: serine-type endopeptidase inhibitor activity. NCBI's taxonomy places the organism in Eukaryota, Metazoa, Chordata, Amphibia, Anura, Pelobatidae.
AUGGAAGCCAUCUCUGUGGCAAACAAUCAGUUCACAGCUGACAUCGCGAAAAAUGUUGUCAUUGAUCAGAAUCUGGCCAUGUCAUCAUUCAGUAUAUUUGUUGCUUUGGCAAUGUCCUCUAUUGGAGCAAGGAAUACAACUGAAACCCAGAUGAAAAAGACUCUUCAUCUAGAUAACAUUAGAGAUGUUCAUCCCAGAUUUAAGGAACUCUUCACUUCUCUUUCAUCUCAAGAGUACAUACUCGAUAUUGCAAAUGGAUUGUUUGUUGAACAGACGUUUCCCAUCCUUAAUUCUUUCUUACAAGAUGUUAGCUUGUGGUAUAAUGUAGAACCAGAAAAUGUAGACUUUCUUGGAGACAGUGAAGGAGUUCGUCAACACAUCAACAGCUUGAUAGAACAACAGACAAAAGGUUUAAUUCAAGACUUAUUGCCCUCUGGCUCAGUAUCAUCUGACACAGUAUCUGUUGUGACAAAUGCUAUUUAUCUUGCUGCAAACUGGAGUGCAAGGUUUCAACGUGGUAAUACAGCGAAUGCUUCCUUUACUUUAAGAAACAAUGAACAGGUAACUGUAGAGAUGAUGUCCAUGAAAGCUAAGUUUAAUACACGCAACAUAAGUGAAGACAACGUAAGGGUCCUUGAACUCCCCUAUGGAGAAUCAAAGGACAUGAGUAUGUACAUUAUGAUGCCUGAUGAGGGGACAGAUAUAUUAGAGGUUGAGCGUGGUAUUACAUAUGAAAAAUUAAUGGACUGGACAAAUUUAAGUAAAAUGAAACAAACAACUCUUCACGUGAAUGUUCCUCGAUUCGAAAUUGAACAUAGAAUUAAUCCCACAAAUAUUUUGAAAAGUUUGGGAAUGACUGAUGCCUUCAACAAAUUAUCAGCAAACUUUUCAGGGAUAUCUGACACAACUGGAGUAUAUAUAACAGGUGUGCUUCACAAGGCCUUUAUAAAAGUUGAUGAAGAUGGAACCGAAGCAGCAGCAGCUACUGGGAUUGUGUUUGGAACAACUAGUGCAAUAAUUCCACAAUAUACAUUUAACGUAAACCGGCCUUUUCUUUUUACCAUACAGCAAAAUCAUUUUGGCAGAUGCAUUCUAUUCUAUGGAAAAUUCCAGUCACCAUAA